GCGCCUGCGUUCCCACAAUGUUGCAACAGUGUAGCUAUUGUUUGCCAACCAGCGUACAGGAGUUUUCCGCAGAUAGGGAAGAGGAAACAGCGCUCUUAACUCACCACCCACCUGUUGAAUAUUUAGAAUUUUCUAUUUGUAAGUGAGGGUUCAGCCUCUACCGAAGAACAAAGUCGAACCUGGAAAGAAACUUUGCACUAAGAAAAGGGAGUCUUGCAACAGGGUGUCGUUCAAAUGUUUUAGCCGACAAAGUUCCUUUUUGAAAACUUUGCCUCGCGAGCGACGGAUUUACCACAAGUUCAAAGAUGCCUUUGGGACUUAGGAAAAAGAAGAGCAAGGCGAGGGAGAGCUCGAAUUUGGUUGAAAACGAAGAGGUUGGGGGGCACGGCGUUGGAAGCGGUGCGAAGUCUGUGGUCAAUGGAGCCGGACUGCCACCUCCGCCUGUCAAUCUCCGACCCAAGCUGGUGUUUCACACGCAGCUAGCCCACGGUAGUCCCACCGGCAGGAUCGAGGGCUUCGCAAAUGUGAAAGAGCUCUACUCUAAAAUAGCAGAUGCUUUCAAUUUGAGCGCGACGGAGAUUCUCUUCUGCACCCUGAACACUCACAAGAUCGACAUGGAGAAGCUCCUGGGGGGGCAGAUAGGCCUGGAGGACUUCAUCUUUGCCCACGUCAAGGGGCUGAAGAAGGAGGUGGAGGUCUUCAAGGCCGAAGACGCCCUGGGGCUCACCAUCACAGACAAUGGAGUGGGAUACGCAUUCAUAAAGCGGAUCAAGGAGGGGAGCGUGGUGGACUCUGUGAAGGUCAUCUCCGUGGGCGACCACAUAGAGUGCAUCAACGGGAGGAACAUCGUGGGGAGCCGGCACUACGAGGUGGCCCGCAUGCUGAAGGAGCUGCCCAAGGACCAGGCCUUCACCCUCAAGCUGGUGGAGCCCAUGAAGGCCUUCGAUAUGCUUGAGCCGAGGUCAAGGGGCACGAAGCCUGGCGGAGAGGGCAAAAUCGGCACUGGCCGGGGAACGCUGAGACUGCGCUCGAAAGGCCCGGCAACCGUUGAGGAAAUGCCAACCGAAUUUGAAGAAAAAGCCGUCAAGAAGGUGGAUGAUCUUCUAGAGAGCUACAUGGGAAUCCGUGAUAUGGAACUAGCUGCCACCAUGGUGGAGGUGGGCAAGGACAAGAUGAACCCGGACGAGUUCGCCAUGGCUUUGGACGAAGCCCUGGGGGACUUCGCUUUCCCGGACGAGUUCGUCUUCGACGUCUGGGGGGCCAUCGGAGACGCGAAGCAGGGGCGAUUCUAACCCCCCUCAGGGGGGGAACAGUCACUCCCUUAAGCGUAACGGACAGAGAGCGGCCUUUAGGGGCCGCUUUUUGUAUCGCACACUUUAAAGCUUGUAGUGUCAGUUCUGCAAUGUCACGACAGGAAUUUUAAGGUACAAAUGUGUUUAGUUUUUUUUUUUUUUUUGGUUAUUUCUUUUUUCUCAUACUGGUACCAGCUGACUUGAGCUGGUCACCGAAAGUACUGCUUCUCUGCUUUCAUACCCUAUAUCCACUUUUUAUUAUUAUUUUUUAAAUUUCUUUUAAUUGGCAUAUAUUUUCAGAAAGCUCUCAUUGUAUUUGCAUUAGACCCAAGACUGAAUUCCUAAGUCUUCAAAGCACACGAAAGCUCAUCGACAGUUUCUCUGCUGUCAAAACCGGAUCAUCAGCAUUAAGAGCUGUCCAGGCUUUCUCCCUCAGAGGGGAUAGCUCUGUUACUUUAGUAGAUGAUUUAGCCUUUGUUCUGUCUUCUUCAUUUAGGUAUGAUCGAUGUGUGAUGAACUAGAGUUCAGUCACACACAAAAAAAAAAACAUUUUUUAAAAUUUUAUGCCAAGCCUGGUUGACCAGGCUAUGAGAUUGACUAGGAGAGGACAAGGAUAGAAAGGUGAAAUGGAUUGUUCAGGAAUUCUCUUGUCUCGCAGCUUGCCUUAAUUUGAUGGGUGCUGUUGUCGCUUUGUGGAGCCAGCUUUGAAUAUUGUGAAAUAUUCCAUCUAGAACAUUCCUCAACAAUUAUGGUGUAUUUGCCAUAUUUAAGUAAAACACUGGCUAUGUGAUUAUAUGACUCUCACUAAGUUCAUUUGUUUUAUAUGGGAAUCCUAAUUAGUGAGAGGUAAUGGCACAUGUAUAAUUUUAGAUAACAUUCUUCUUAUUUUUAUUUUAGAUGUCUCCUGUACAGAUUUCUUAUAUAGAAUUAUGCCGUGAUAGACUAUUUGUUUUCUUAAAUUAUUUGUUUGAUGAAUGGUUUUGUGUUUUAAACUGGAACAUAUUUCUAUGAUGUCAAACCUUGACUUUAGAAUGAAUAAAGGUAAUCGAUUUUUCUUA
Messenger RNA from Anguilla rostrata (American eel), 2350 nucleotides. It is a transcript of the gene gipc2, whose product is annotated as GIPC PDZ domain containing family, member 2. The transcript has 6 exons. Lineage: Eukaryota; Metazoa; Chordata; Actinopteri; Anguilliformes; Anguillidae. The record is from RefSeq and is a predicted model, not a curated record. Bases 306 to 1292 code for a protein of 328 amino acids. Gene Ontology annotation, molecular function: protein binding.